AUGUACUGGCAAACUGAGUUCCAUGGUGAAGUCGUCGCUCUCCGGGAACACAACGCUCUGCGUCGCUUAUGCUGCUUCUUCGACCUUUUCUUCUCAAAACCCAACGACUGGAACCCUUCUCCUUUCAUGCAGUUGACUCAUCUUGACCUCGCUACCCACGAUGAAAGCUGGUAUCCAGCACUCGCGACAUUGACCAACCUCUCAUACUUAUUUAUCGAACUCGUCCCUGAUACUUACGAUCUCCCCCUGCUCGCCGAACACCUUCCGGUUAACCUAAGAGUCUGCGUAUUGUUUAUCAACCAACGUUGGUCGGAAGGGGACGUUGUCAACGUCAAGCCAUACGCGUCUGGCGAAGUGGAUAAGCGUAUUGUGCUCGGCUCCUUUUAUGACGCCGGUCUUUCUACUCAGUACGUCCAUCGUACUAUAGCGGAAGUGCGUUUGGAGUGGACAACAUACGCAAGAGGGCGGAGCUUUUGGGAGGAAGCCGAAUCAAUCGUGAAUCAACGCAGUGUGCUGAAGGAAAGUUGA
Pleurotus ostreatus (oyster mushroom) is the source of this 528-nucleotide messenger RNA. RefSeq lists its product as uncharacterized. The record is from RefSeq and is a predicted model, not a curated record. The transcript has a single exon. Lineage: Eukaryota; Fungi; Basidiomycota; Agaricomycetes; Agaricales; Pleurotaceae. Bases 1 to 528 code for a protein of 175 amino acids.